This is a messenger RNA of Drosophila rhopaloa, 1650 nucleotides long. Its product is annotated as prolyl 4-hydroxylase subunit alpha-1. The transcript has 7 exons. NCBI's taxonomy places the organism in Eukaryota, Metazoa, Arthropoda, Insecta, Diptera, Drosophilidae. Gene Ontology annotation, cellular component: endoplasmic reticulum. The record is from RefSeq and is a predicted model, not a curated record. Gene Ontology annotation, molecular function: iron ion binding; protein binding; procollagen-proline 4-dioxygenase activity. Bases 1 to 1578 code for a protein of 525 amino acids. Gene Ontology annotation, biological process: peptidyl-proline hydroxylation to 4-hydroxy-L-proline.
AUGAGACGGUACGUAAGUUUACUCGCAGUUUUCGUCUGCUUAGCAGAUAUUUUCGUAAAGGGGAUCAAUGAUGGACUCUACGAUGAAAGCAUAGAACGAUACAGCUCAUCCACAGUAGGUCUUUUAAAGCUACUUAAUGUGGAACAACAGUUUGCCGACAGCCUCAUAAGAUUUGCAAAGCAACAAGGAAAAAAAGUACCAGCACUUGGCGCUUACUUAUCUGCAGUGGAUUAUAAAUUAAAUAGCAGCCCCAGAGAAAAAGUGGAAUAUGUUUCUAAUCCAUUGAACGCCCUUUCACUUUUGAGACGCACCCAUGAGGAUUUGCCAAAGUGGCACGCUUAUUUUAAGAAAGCAAUAGGAAUAAACUUCGAAUCUCUGGAUAAGCUUGUUGAAAAAGUUCCAAGUCUUGUGGAUUUAAUGUCGGCAAUGAAAGGAAUUAAGCGAAUCGCAAACAUAUAUGACUUAAGGAUCGAUGAUUUGGCAGAAGGUCUUCUGCACGGCAAGCAAUACAAUAUUCGAAUGACCUAUCGCGACCUCAUAGCCAUGGGAAAUCUAAUGUUCCAACAACGUGACUACCAAGCAGCAGCCAAAUGGUAUCGUAUUGCUUACAAACGAGAACUUGAAGAUAGGUAUGAGUUAUUCAAUGAGAUUCUGGGCAAUCCAUCUGAAAACCUCUAUCGCCAAUACAUCAAAUCAUUGUUCGUAUAUGAAAGUUAUAAAUCAAAUCCUUUACACUCGGUUGAAGAAGCUUUAAUUGCGGUGGAGAACUCUAUGGCAGACAUUAGUCAAGAAGAAUUGUAUAAAUUAAUGUCAAACUUGAAUAGCCCCGAGAACGAUGUUGAAUUAGAAAGGGGACUGUAUCAGACAAAAACCCCUGCUUCAAAAUUUGAAAUCGGAUGUCGAGGACUGUAUCGCAGGAAACCAAAACUAGUGUGUCGCUACAAAUUUAACACCACCCCGUUUUUAAGAUUGGCGCCUAUGAAAUUCGAGGAAAUCAACAUAAACCCAUAUAUCGGAAUGUAUCACAACGUACUUUACGAUUCAGAAAUUGAGGUACUUAAAGAGCAAUCGACGAAUAUGGCUAACGGCUAUGCGGACAAAAGAAAUGACUCAGAAAUCCGAGAUACAGUGGCCCGACAUGCCUGGUGGACUGACACCUCUGCAAUCCGGGAACGCAUCAAUCGUCGCAUUGAGGAUAUGACAGGAUUCAAUUUCUCGAAAACGGAAAUGUUGCAAGUCGCAAACUAUGGCGUUGGCUCAUAUUUCCAACCGCACUUUGAUUACACCUCCGAUGGAUUUGAAACUCCUGAUGUUUCUGCAUUGGGAGAUCGCUUGGCCAGCAUUCUUUUUUAUGCUAGCGAUGUGCCGCAGGGUGGUGCCACAGUUUUUCCAGAAAUCAAAGUCACGGUCUUCCCACGAAAAGGAAGCAGUUUGUACUGGUUCAAUUUGUUCGAUGACGGUAGGCCUGAUAUAAGAAGCCAGCACUCAGUGUGUCCAGUCAUAAAUGGAGAUAGAUGGACUCUUACGAAGUGGAUCCAUUUGUUACCUCAAAUGUUUAUCAUGCCCUGCAAGUCGUAAGAGACGACUAUUGUCUGUAAUUCAGAAACUUAAGCCUUAAAGGCAGAAAAUCAAGUCGAAACCGUCUAAGUU